AUGGAUGACUUCAAGAGAAGGCAGCGGGAAUCCAACUACAAGUUCCAUGUUUUUCGCACAACAGGGAACGAUCCGGACUUAAAAUCGGCGGCCUGUCUACACUACCCGUAUCCAGACCCAUAUCCACAUCCAUGGAACAGAGCAUACGAGGGUAUCAAGCGCGGCAACCUGCGGUCGCGCUUUGCCCGUUACACGUCCCUCGAUAGGGAUACGAAAGAUCGCCGUAGGAUGCAGAAGCCAACUAUCGCCGCUGCUCGGCGGCGCUUGAGAACCCAACUCCUAUCCCGGCGACUCCAUUGGUCUAGAGACCUAGGUUGGGGAGGGUUUGGAUUGGCCUCCUUGUUUCACUACAAGAGCGACUGCCCUCCUCAUGAAAAAAAGUACCUUGUCGCCAAGUGCAACCUUGCGAGCAGAAGAAACGCGGACGAUAUGCUUAUGACCGAGAAACAUACGACUGAUCGAUUCAAACAUGCUAUGCACAUCGUUCAGCUUGCGGAGCCCCCGGCGGUGGUAGAAACGCGGCGGUCCAACCGCGUCCGAAAACGUCGGGGGCUCCCAGUGUUGGGCGAUGGCGGAUCGGGAUGGGCACCCAACGAGCUUGAUAUCGAGAACAUCAUGCUCCUCGAGUAUUUUCCGCGGGGGAGUUUAUACAAGGCCAUUUGCACAGCCGUUAGCAAAGACGUCGAGUUCCCCAACCGCGUGCUAUGGCAGAUGUUUCAUUGUCUUUUGGUGGGCGGGAACGAGCCUGGCUCAGGCCACCCCCUGGAGCAAUUCACCCAGGAAUGGGACUACGUUCCAUAUGACCGGACACCAUGGAUGAUGGAGGAGCUGCCCCGAGUAGCCGGGAACUACAGCUGGAAGACCAACCUCUUCCAAAUGGGUUUGGUCAUGCUCUCCCUCAUAACCAAGCACUCCCCCGCGAGGCCCCCCCUCCCCCAACGCAUCUACAUCCCGCCCUUCAACCCCUUCGAUCCGGACCAGCACGACGACGACGACCUACACCGCCCCGUCCCACCACCCAACACAGGCGACGCACCAAAUCCCCCCUCACCCACCUCCGCCCCCCACCUCUUCAACGACCCGGCCGCCUACCUCGAAGCGGACGGAGCCCGCCUCGACAACACCCUCUUCGGCCCAUGCGCGUAA
Molecule: messenger RNA, 1146 nt
Organism: Chaetomium globosum CBS 148.51
Lineage: Eukaryota; Fungi; Ascomycota; Sordariomycetes; Sordariales; Chaetomiaceae
Exons: 6
Coding region: 1-1146 (381 amino acids)
Source: RefSeq, a predicted model, not a curated record